ACGGUCGGCAUUCCACAUGGACUGCAUGCUUUUUCUUUUCUUCAUUGCUGAAGAUAAGAUUCCGUCACGUCCAUUCGGCUCUCUCACAAUUUGGCUUUGUUUCAUGUGUUUAUCUCGUUUUGCAUCAAACGGGUGCACCCACCCCGCAUCCAUAUCUUGUUUCCUCGCUGAUAACAACAAGUUGAAACAAAGAUAUCAGGAACUAACUAAUGUAUUUGAUCAUGUGCUGACAUGCGGCGGCAGCCUAUGUCUGUAGCUUUGAUGUGAAUGUGGCAAAUAUUUCCCUCGUCUUUGUCAUUGUCGAAGCCGUUGAAGUCACAUUUAGUCGUGUCACUGAUACAUUCUUUUCGCAUAAAAACUUGAAAUCGGAGCUCACUUUUCAACUUGGUAUCACCGAUGGCUCAUUCUUCUGCAUCUUGCUCCAGUGUUAAUCAGGCAAGGAAGGUCUCGGAGCUUUCGUCUUGGCUGGUACUGAAGGUAGGACAGGAUGAGUGGCCCAAAACACGAAGAAGAGAGCGAUGACGCCAAUGUCAACAAGGAAAACGCUACGCCGACGAGUCCUAACUCCAAUACGAAGCCACCCACCCCCGAGGUGCGCGUGAGGGUGGGAGGAGUUCUGUUUGUCCUGGACAUGGACACCUUGCAGCAACUCAACAGUGAGUAUUUGAACAGGAGAGUGGUCUUUAAGGAUUCUGAUGCUGCUCCUUCUAUUCAGGAGUAUCACCAAGGAAGCCCUCGGAAACUUGCUCAGGAUGAUGCCUCCCUCGCUGCAGUUGUAGUGGAAGAGGGUGAUGCUGAAUGUUUCUCAUCUUUUCUUCACAUGGCAAGGUUUGGAACACUCCCAACCUCAAUCUUUGUUCCAGAGAAGCGUGACUUGCUGCUCAAUCAGGCGGAUGCCAUCUGGGGGAUCCGCCCCCAAGUCGAAGCGGCACUUGAGAAGGCGAGGAAUGAGUUUCGUCAGUGUUGCAACUGUGCGGAUGCCAUCUAUCGUUGCAUGAUGAUGUCGCCGCACUCCACCUCGCCACCAGUGGCAGCACAGGCCAGGCUUCCAUCUGCUGCACCUCCUGUUACGGCGUAUGCCAGUGCCAAGUCGAACUACGCCGCGGUGCCUGCCGGAGAGUCUGUAGUGCAUUUGGGCGGACCUCAUCAUAACUUUCGCCGUGAUGAUGGAUCGCGACGUGUGUUCUGUUCUGCUUGCGGCCAUCGCGACAUUGACUGGCGCUACCAUGUGGGAGACUACUACUCUUCUUGUCAAAAGUGCCAGAAGGAAAUCCGCUACAAGCCUGACCUUGGUUGGUGCCACAAGUGCCGCCAAUGCGAUACGUGCCAAACAUCGGAGUGCCCGGGUGUCCCCAUCAAGCAAAUGGAGGAACAAGUAGUCCCCUUCAUUAUAGCUAGUUUGAAGAACAACGAGAGCUCCCUCACCUUCUUCUAACCCUUGUCUUUCUUCUAUUGCUCUGCUUUCGUCGGAGUGGAAGCAAGGAGGAAUGAUUGGCAACGCACCGUAUGAACUAUCAGGCCACUAGCUGGCGCCGGAUGAAAAAGCGUGACAAAACUUUGCGGGGAUCUAUUACAAUGAUACCAGGAAAACAACACAAAAGAAUGCAGUGGUCUUGUUUGGACGCAUCACCUCACGAUGCUGGACCCACUGUAUGAGAAACGGGACAUUUAUUUUCACAAAUGCCGACUAAUACUACUACUCGGUCAGUAACAACUAUAGAGCAACUCUAGAUAUGAACUUUGUUUCUUUAAUUAAUAGUCACUCUUAGAAAAGAUACGGUAAUUUUUCUGCGAGAAGGCUGCUUCCUACGCUCGAUACCGGUAGCAGUUUAUUGCCUCCAUCGUACCGGUAUCAAUGUAUUGUGCUUUUGCUUUGCAGUCGUGACUCUGCGGAAUUGAUUCUGUGGAGAACAUUCCAUGCUGUUGCAAGGUUCUAGACUAGUACCAGUGGAUUGUCGUCUAUGCUUUUGGAGGGAAAAUUGGGACCCCUGAAAAGAGGCUGGCCAAGGAGAUUCCACCGACCAUGAGCAGAAUGGUA
Molecule: messenger RNA, 2038 nt
Organism: Seminavis robusta
Lineage: Eukaryota; Bacillariophyta; Bacillariophyceae; Naviculales; Naviculaceae
Source: the annotation of a GenBank genome assembly